GAUGAAGAUGUUAAUGAAACUGACAUUGGUCUUUGUGGUCACUCUCCUUUAUAAAGGGUGUGACUGCCAACUGGAUGUGUGUGGCAGAGCUCCUCUUAACACUAAAAUAGUGGGGGGACAGGAAUCUCAAGUCGGUGCUUGGCCAUGGCAGAUUAGUUUUCAUCUCAAAGAAUUUGGCCACAUCUGUGGUGGAUCACUCAUCAACGCUCAAUGGGUUCUGACAGCAGCUCACUGUGUCGUAAAUAAUCUUAAUCCUUCAAGUUAUUUGGUGUAUCUGGGCCGACACAGUCAGGAACUACCUAAUCCAUUUGAGGUGGCCAGGAACGUAUCUCUAAUCAUACCGCAUCCAGCCUACGACGCAAACUCUAAUGACAAUGACAUGGCUCUUCUUCAGCUCUCCGCACCUGUCAACUUCACAGCACACAUCGGUCCGGUUUGUCUGGCAGCAGACGGAAGCAUAUUCGGCAAUGGCACAGACAUGUGGUUGACAGGUUGGGGCAACAUACAGUCCGGUGUUUCUCUUCCAUCACCUCAAAACCUACAGGAAGUAGAUGUUCCCAUAGUUGGAAAUGGGAUGUGUAACUGCCUUUAUGGAGAAGGAAAGAUAACAAGCAACAUGAUUUGUGCUGGACUAAUGCAAGGUGGAAAAGAUACAUGCCAGGGGGAUUCAGGUGGUCCAAUGGUCAUCAAACAGGGCCCGGUUUGGAUUCAGUCUGGUGUUGUGAGUUUUGGACAGGGUUGUGCCUUGCCUAACUAUCCCGGUGUAUAUUCCAGAGUUUCUCAGUAUCAGAACUGGAUCACUGGCUAUGCCGGAGCAGUUGGUUUCGUCAGUGCUAUGAUCGGCCUCCCUGAUGACCAGACCAAUGUGACUUGUCCACCAAUACUGUGUGGAGGACAAAGUACCUUUUUUACAGGUGACUGGUCAAUGAUGGCAAGUCUACGCUUUUUUGGUUCACCUACAUGCACGGGAACUGUGAUCUCUCCAAAUUAUGUCCUGACCUCUGCAAGCUGCUUUAUGGGAGCCAUGAUGCCAUUUCAGUGGACGGUGACGGUUGGCUUUGUCCCAGGGGACUGUACUAACAGCAUGGAGAUUACUUAUAGCGUAGCGCAAAUCAUCAUCAGUCCAAAUUCAAACAACGACGUGGCGCUUGUGGAACUGGCUUACGCAUCACAAUUACCAUACUACAUUAAUGCUGCAAAUGUCAAUGUGUAUGGUUAUGACUUUCCACCCGGUACUGAGUGUUCAGUAGUGGGUUGGAAUGGCAUGAUGCCAGGUCUUGAGGAAUUCCAGGCCACCAUUGUACCCUGCAAUAAUCCUUAUAUCAACUCUGAGCUCAACAUCUGCACAACCCCUGUAAACGUACAGCAGGAUGAUCAAGGCAGUCCCCUGAUGUGUAAACUGGGUGAAAUGUGGGUUCAGGCUGGUGUUUUGUCCUUGGACUACAUAUUAGGCGAAAAUGUCCAAGUCUUCAGAAAGACAUCUCAAUUCACCCCCUUCAUGUAUGAAAAUGUCAACAACAUCCCAUCUGUUUGGGAUGGAGUGGAGUCAUUCUCUCCUCUUUCUCUGACCUUCGUCCUUCUGCUCUCUCUGCCAGCAAUCCUGCAGGCUUUAGUCAAGCUCUUCUGUUACAUGUUCCAGUCAAAUGAUCCUGCCAACACUGAACCCAGCGACGGUGUCGGGGUCCGUCGCAGCGCCUCCAGUCACGGUGCUGCUGCUGCCCAUUGCUGUGCGUCCAGCCCCUUGCUGGUUGACAGAGGGGGAACGCACAGCACUCUUCAGUGCGCUCUUGAGAGCCGUCGCCAGGCCGGAGCCCGCGCAGUCGUGUACAGCGAUGGAGGAAUUGGAUUGGCGCUGAUGGUGGCGCCCCACCCACUCUGUCACGCUCACUUCUUCCCGGUCUGCUGCUACUCCCAGGACCAGGUCAGUGGGCAUCCGUACAUGCCUGCCGAACAUCAGGGUAGGGAUCGCCCAAGCGUAUUUGGUGAACAGGUCGGUGAUUACCAGGAUGUUUUGAUAGCGAUCUUGCGGCCGGCCCAGUGUCAGGAAGUCCAUCGCCAUUAUGUGGAGGGGAGCUUUAGCAUGGAUGGGCACCAUCGGCUGAGACAAAUGCUGUUACCUGAUUGGCGGGCACCACGAUCUGGCACACUUCCUCGCCCAGUUUCGGGUCGCUGGCUUUCCUGCAGAGCACUCCUUCCUGUAUUUCCAGCUUCUCCCACUGUCCCAGUAGCCUUCUCCCAGUCUCCGUCUGGGCUAGUCUCUCUGAUGACGUCGGCCGUCGGCCCUGUUCCACCCACAUCUUCACCUGACACACAUCCUGAUCCUGGGCCUGUCUCUCUAUCCACCGGCGGGGGUCCCACCCCCAGUUCCCUGGCACGGCCUCCUGCUGGCCUCCUGGCGCCUCCACAGCCCCUAUCAUAUAGCCCUCCCCAUGGCUAUCUUCCUCUUGAUGCACCCGGCGCCCGGGGCUCUCCACCUCUGGCAGUCUCGAAAGGACAUCUGCGUUCGUAUGCUCUCGCCCAAGCUGAUACUGUAGUUGGUAGUCAAAGUUGGCCAGCUGGGCCACCCACCGCUGCUCAACGGCCCCCAACUUCGCCGUCUGUAGUCCUUGAACUUCUCGCUCAAGGCCCACUUCAGGGCCAGCAGUUCCAGCUUGAACGAGCUGUAAUUAGCAUUGUUCCUCUCGGCCGGGUGGAGGCUUCGGCUCGCGUAGGCAAUCACCCGCUCGAUUCCUUCCUGCCGCUGGGCCAAUACCGCCCCCAGCCCCAGAACCUCCAGGCUCCCGUCUUCUUCUGUACGAGUACGAUGGGGGCUGCCCAGGGGCUACUGCUCUCCCUGACGAUGCCCCGGCCCAGCAUGCCCUGCAAAAGUGUGCGUACCUCCGCAUACAAGCCCAUGAUCACGGCGGGUCUGCAGCCGGGUAAACUGCUCUCGCAGUCUCAGGGCAAAAGCUCUAAUGGGUUGUCGGGGGCUUUGUUUACAAUUAAAGAAUUGGGAGCGGAGGACGGCUACGGGGGUGUGGUCACCAUAUUGCUCGGUGAGGAACUGGAAUAUGGUUUGGGCGGUGGCUCGGACAGCUUCAGGGGCGGCUUACGGGCACGGCACGGGGUUGGGCUGCGGGCCCCGCGUUGUCGGUCAUUGGGCGAGCUUGGUUACUCAACUCGAGGUGGAGCCCUGCCGACUACGCCAAAUCUGUCACGCCCAGGGGCUGGCUACUAUUUGGCUAAAGCCGCGCCCCUUCUCAACUUCCACCUCGAGGAGGUCCCCAAAGCCAGCUCAAUGACCAGACAACAACGAGGACAGGGGGGCCACGGCCCAGCGAGCGACCGGGGGGGACGUCGAAGAACAGGCUCCUGCCUGGUUCCUUCUACCCGUGGCGCCCUCCUCUUCACUCCUGGAGGCAGAAUAAAGUACAAUGAGUGCAGUGACUGGGACACAAAGGACAUGAUUAAUCUGACUGGAUGGCUCUCACCUCUUCGCUGGCUACAGCUCUUGUCGAGCUUUAAUAAGGGGAUGAAGAGGGGUGUGGAAAUGCCAGGCUGCAGGGAAUAUAUAAGCUCAAACACCAAUGAUAAAGUCAGAAAGAUGAAGAUGUUAAUGAAACUGACAUUGGUCUUUGUGGUCACUCUCCUUUAUAAAGGGUGUGACUGCCAACUGGAUGUGUGUGGCAGAGCUCCUCUCAACACUAAAAUAGUGGGGGGACAGGAAUCUCAAGUCGGUGCUUGGCCAUGGCAGAUUAGUUUUCAUCUCAAAGAAGUUGGCCACAUCUGUGGUGGAUCACUCAUCAACGCUCAAUGGGUUCUGACAGCAGCUCACUGUGUCGUAAAUAAUCUUGAUCCUUCAAGUUAUUUGGUGUAUCUGGGCCGACACAGUCAGCAACUAUCUAAUCCAUUUGAGGUGGCCAGGAACGUAUCUCUAAUCAUACCGCAUCCAGCCUACGACGCAAACUCUAAUGACAAUGACAUGGCUCUUCUUCAGCUCUCCGCACCUGUCAACUUCACAGCACACAUCGGUCCGGUUUGUCUGGCAGCAGACGGAAGCAUAUUCGGCAAUGGCACAGACAUGUGGUUGACAGGUUGGGGCAACAUACAGUCCGGUGUGUCUCUUCCAUCACCUCAAAAUCUACAGGAGGUAGAUGUUCCCAUAGUUGGAAAUGGGAUGUGUAACUGCCUUUAUGGAGAAGGAAAGAUAACAAGCAACAUGAUUUGUGCUGGACUAAUGCAAGGUGGAAAAGAUACAUGCCAGGGGGAUUCAGGUGGUCCAAUGGUCAUCAAACAGGGCCCGGUUUGGAUUCAGUCUGGUGUUGUGAGUUUUGGUGAGGGUUGUGCCUUGCCUAACUACCCCGGUGUAUAUUCCAGAGUUUCUCAGUAUCAGAACUGGAUCACUGGCUAUGCCGGAGCAGUUGGUUUCGUCAGUGCUAUGAUCGGCCUCCCUGAUGACCAGACCAAUGUGACUUGUCCACCAAUACUGUGUGGAGGACAAAGUACCUUUUUUACAGGUGACUGGUCAAUGAUGGCAAGUUUACGCCUUUUUGGUGUACCUACAUGCACGGGAACUGUGAUCUCUCCAAAUUAUGUCCUGACCUCUGCAAGCUGCUUUAUGGGAGCCAUGAUGCCAUUUCAGUGGACGGUGACGGUUGGCUUUGUCCCAGGGGACUGUACUAACAGCAUGGAGAUUACUUAUAGCGUAGCGCAAAUCAUCAUCAGUCCGAAUUCAAACAACGACGUGGCGCUUGUGGAACUGGCUUCACAAUUACCAUACUACAUUAACACUGCAAAUGUCAAUGUGUAUGGUUAUGACUUUCCACCCGGUACUGAGUGUUCAGUAGUGGGUUGGAGUGCAGGAAAUGGCAUGAUGCCAGGUCUUGAGGAAUUCCAGGCCACCAUUGUACCCUGCAAUAAUCCUUAUAUCAACUCUGAGCUCAACAUCUGCACAACCCCUGUGAACGUACAGCAGGAUGAUCAAGGCAGUCCCCUGAUGUGUAAACUUGGUGAAAUGUGGGUUCAGGCUGGUGUUUUGUCCUUGGACUACAUAUUAGGAGAAAAUGUCCAAGUCUUCAGAAAGACAUCUCAAUUCACCCCCUUCAUGUAUGAAAAUGUCAACAACAUCCCAUCUGUUUUGGAUGGAGUGGAGUCAUUCUCUCCUCUUUCUCUGACCUUCGUCCUUCUGCUCUCUCUGCCAGCAAUCCUGCAGGCUUUGUAUUGAAGCUGAGCUACCUGUCACUUUAGCUCUUACUAGAGCCAAAGAAUGGCACAGUUGACAAUAAUGAUAAAUAAUGACACAAUCUAAACUAUUUGAUCAUAUAUUAGACAUUUAGCUAUUGAUUUUUUUUCAGACAAAAUCUAUAUUUUAAUAA
Paramisgurnus dabryanus is the source of this 5354-nucleotide messenger RNA. The record is from RefSeq and is a predicted model, not a curated record. NCBI's taxonomy places the organism in Eukaryota, Metazoa, Chordata, Actinopteri, Cypriniformes, Cobitidae.